AUGCCGCAAACUAUCACAUCUAUAGUUAAAAUGGGUGAUUUCAUUUUGAGAUCGCCCGCCUUGUCAAAGGUCGUUGUGCCUGUUGCGCAACAGUUCGUUAAAUUUGCUGGAUACAGACAACUGGGAUUGAAAUUCGACGACAUCAUUGCCGAGGAGAACGACAUUGCUCAAACUGCCUUGAGAAGACUGCCAGAGGAUGAAGGAUAUGCUAGAGCUUUCAGAAUGAUAAGGGCCCACCAAUCAGAACUCACUCACCAUUUGCUGCCCAAGAGUCAGUGGGUUAAACCUGAGGAGGACACCUUGUAUUUGACACCAUAUCUAUUGGAAGCUGAAGCUGAAGCUAAGGAGAGAGAAGAGUUGGACAACUUGCAGUUGACUACCAAAUGA
Lachancea thermotolerans CBS 6340 is the source of this 387-nucleotide messenger RNA. It is a transcript of the gene QCR7, whose product is annotated as ubiquinol--cytochrome-c reductase subunit 7. NCBI's taxonomy places the organism in Eukaryota, Fungi, Ascomycota, Saccharomycetes, Saccharomycetales, Saccharomycetaceae. The coding region runs from base 1 to 387 and encodes 128 amino acids. Gene Ontology annotation, biological process: mitochondrial electron transport, ubiquinol to cytochrome c. The record is from RefSeq and is a predicted model, not a curated record. The transcript has a single exon.